Naegleria lovaniensis is the source of this 5133-nucleotide messenger RNA. RefSeq lists its product as uncharacterized. The record is from RefSeq and is a predicted model, not a curated record. Gene Ontology annotation, molecular function: ATP hydrolysis activity; ATP-dependent chromatin remodeler activity; ATP binding. The coding region runs from base 1 to 5133 and encodes 1710 amino acids. The transcript has a single exon. Gene Ontology annotation, cellular component: nucleus. NCBI's taxonomy places the organism in Eukaryota, Heterolobosea, Eutetramitea, Acrasida, Naegleriidae.
AUGAGCCAACAGCAACCUCGCCGCUCUUCUCGACGAAGAACCAAGACUAAUUUCAGUGACGAUUUUAUAUACGAUCAUGAUACUCUUAACUCAACCAACAACAAUCGAAAGAGAAAAAACAACCCAUCAUCCAGCUCGGACCAUCUAGAGGAAGAUGAACAAAACAACAACAUCAUAACCGAUGACCUAUCGGAAUUUAUUGUGGACGAUGAUGAUCAGGUAGAUAAUAAAUCAUCACGCACUAACAAACAAAAAAAGAAACGAAAAACAAAGAAAGAACUUGAAGAAGAGCGUAGAAUGGCCGCUAAAAACAGAGAAGAAGCACGCAUUGAACUUGAACAAAGUAAAGAAAUUGAAAAACAAAAUUUGGAAGCGUUAAAAAGAAAAUAUGAAAAUCAAAUGAAAACCGAAGACGAAUUGAAUGAACCACAACAAUCCAUGACAAUUCACUCAUCCAGUCAUGUAUCAUCAUCCUCUUCUUCUGAUUUAAAUGCAUCCAACAUGACUUCUGAUACCAAUAAUACCAAUAAUACCAAUUCAACAACCAAAAAGAAAAAGAAAAAGAAAAAACCUGUAACAAUAGAAGAAGAUGAAAGUUGUGGUUUCUCAGAAUUUGAUAGAAUUAUUAACGUGACACAACAAAAUGGUCUCGAACAACCUGUUCUCAUUCAUGGUGGAUUUUUGAACUAUCUUAAACCUCAUCAAAUGGAAGGUAUUCGAUUUUGUUGGAAAUUAAUAUCUCAAAAUAAGGGUUGUAUUCUCGCUCACUCGAUGGGUCUUGGAAAAACACUUCAAAUGGUAGCACUCAGUUAUUUAUAUGUGACACAAAAUUUGGGUAGAAAAAUUCUAAUUGUAUGUCCAAAAAGUGUCAUUUUGAAUUGGAAAUUAGAAUAUGAGAAAUGGUUAUCACUUUGUGUCAAUUCUGAAUUACCAAUUUAUUUAAUUGAUGAAUAUACUCGAACACAUGAAAAGAGAUUAGAAAUUGUUAAAGAUUGGAGUGACAAUGGUGGAGUGCUCAUUUUAUCCUUUAAUUUAUUUCAUCGAUUUUUAGGACAAUAUGGUAAACAAAAAGAAAUCGAUUCAUUGGAAGAUCAAAAACAAGCUCUCAGAGAGUAUACAGAACAACACGCUCAACUCUUGCAACGACGACGAACAAGUACUACUGCAAGUUCUUCUUCAAAUACCUCUAGUAGUACCAAUACUAUUAGUACUACCCCUACCCGUACUACUACAAGUACUACUACAAGUACUCUUAAUACUACUACCCCUGCUGCUACUACCCCUCCUCCUUCCAUCACCUCAACAACAACAACAACACACACUCUCAUUAGCCUCACUGCACUCAUCAAAGAUCUUUCUAAAAAUAUUCAAAAACAAGAACAGAAAUUGAGAGAACGUCAAGACUUUGAGAAUGCAGUCACUGAACUCAUUACCUCAUGUGAUCUAGUCAUUGUUGAUGAAGCUCAUCGAAUGUGUUCCAAUGCAGAUAUUUAUUUAAAUCGAGCACUCGUUCUCAUUAAAACCAAACAACGUAUAGCUCUCACAGGUACACCCAUUCAAAACAAUCUCAUGGAAUAUUAUUCAAUGAUUAAUUGGGUUAAGGAGUUUCAUUGGACACGAGAAGAAUUCUUUCAUUUCUUUUCCCAACCCAUUCAAUCAGGAAUGAGAAAAGAUUCAGAUUCUAAUCAAAUUGAAGAAAUGAAAAAGAGUAGUUUCUUAUUGGUUCAUGAAUUGGAGAGUUUUGUACAUCGAAAAGAUCAACGAGUAUUGAGAGAAAGUUUACCACCCAAAUACGAAUAUGUCAUUUCAUUUCGAGUCACACCUCUUCAAGCCAAAUUAUAUCAAGCCUUUGCAGAGGCAAGAAUGGCUGAAGAAGAACGAAAUGGCGGUAAUGGCAGUGGUAUGGGAAGUUCUCACUUUUUCAAUCCUCAACUCUUGACACGUCCACUCACCACUGAAGAACUUGCAAAACAGUCCAAAACAUUAUUCUACUUGUCUGUACUCAUGAAUAAGAUUACCAAUCAUCCUGAUUUGGUACUUCUUUAUUGUCAUAAGAGAGGACUCUUUGACAUGUCCGAUUUGGAACAUCGACGAUGCCAUGGCAAUGGUGGUGGUGGUGGUAGUGGUGGUGGAGUCUUUCUCACUCAUCAAGAUACUGAACAAUUGAAACAAUGGCAUGAACAACAACAGCAAAUGCAACAACCGCCGCAACAACCACCAAUCGAAGAUGUUACUUUCAUUCCACCCAAUUCUCAGCAACAAUCCAUCAAAUCUCAUGAAAAUAAGAAUGGUGUUACUGCUACUACUACUACUACUACUGGUAUAAGUGGUGGUAUUAGUGGUGGUGGUGAUUGGACUCGACUAAGAGUAAACCAGUCAUCAUCAUCAUCACCUCGAACACCUCUCAGUACCACCACCAUGAUGGGUGGUCAAAGAAAGAAGAGAAUGACCUCUCCUCAUACUGGUAGCAGUAAUAGUAGUUGUAAUAGUAGUAUUCAUAGGAAUAGCAGUUUGAAUAUCACGUCAUCCCUCAUGAAACAAGAAUCUUGUUCAUCCUCUCGAUCCUCAACACCCAGCAUUGUGAUUGAUGAUGAUGAUGAAUUAUUGAAUAUGGAUUUUCUGAGUCCACUCACCCCAAAGAGUGAAUCAAAUACAACAAGAACACCACAAGAUCUUGUGCAAGACAUUCAACCAUCAAGGAAGAGUGCACUUGAACAAAUUAUGGAAGAGACUUGUAGAACCAGUAGUAGUAACAGUAACAGUAGUAGUAGUAACAAUAGUAGUAACAAUAGUAGUAACAAUAGUAGUAGUAACAAUAAUACUAGUAUAACAACAACUACCCUAGAAACAACAAUAAGAAAUCAUCAUGACAUGCAUGAUUCUGAAAUUGUCCUCAACCAUCCACCACAAGACCUCCCGUAUGAGGACACUCCUCAAGAAUUACAUUUCUACUCUUCACAAAAAAAAAAGAAACACAAAAGUUCACUCGAUACAGACAUGGAUGAUGCACAAAUGGAACAAGAAUUUGAUCAAUUCAUGGAACAAGCUGAACAUGCAUUUGAUGCAUCAUCGUUGUUUUGGGCAGCACCUGUUCUCUCACCCGAUUAUCAACAAGGUGAUGCUAAAAAGAGUGCGAAAAUGGAAUUUCUGAUUCGACUCAUUGAAAAGUGUUAUGUACAUGAUGAAAAGAUUCUAGUCUUUUCACAAUAUACAGAGACAUUGAGUGUCAUUGAAAAAGUAUUUUCAAAAACACCACUUGUCAUUGGAACUGAUCUCUCUCAACAACCCAUUGUAAAAGUGUUAAAAAAAGGAGAAGAUUAUUUUCGAUUGGAUGGAAGUGUAAAUUCUAAAAAGAGACAAGCCAUGAUUGAUGCAUUUACACCAGAAUCUCAAGCUCAUGUCUUUUUAAUUAGUACCAAAGCAGGUGGAUUAGGAAUUAAUUUAACUGCUGCUACACGAGUAGUUAUUUAUGAUGUUUCAUGGAAUGAUACUUGGGAUAAACAAGCCUUAUUUAGAACGUAUCGAUUUGGACAAACAAAACCAGUGUAUGUCUAUCGAUUAGUCACCUAUGGAUCUGCUGAAGAAAAGAUUUUCAAUCUAAGUACAGCGAAAGCAUGGCUUGCAAGAAGAGUUGUCGAUGAUCAAACACCUGAUUUAUUUCUUAAGAAGGAUGAUUUGGAAAUUAUUAAGCAAGCUAAAAGAAUUGAAGAAACACUCACAGACAAGCUCUUAUUGAAUCCUAAAAGAUAUCAAGAUGAUGAAAUUUUAAAAGAAUUAUUAGGAACUCAUUGGACCUAUGAUUCGAAAAGUGAAGAAAUUGAUCCAUUGAGACCUGUUCAUGUGGAUGUCUCUGAUGAACAAUGUUCACACAAUGAUGAUGUAAAGAAUCAAGAUUUGAUGAACAAGAAUCAUUCUAUGAAUCAUACGACCAGUAGUAGUUCUUCAAGUAGUCAUUCAAGGAGUAGUAGUAGUAAUUCAAAUAAUUCAAUGAGUUCAAGUCAUUCAAUGAGUAGUAAUUCAAGUCAUUCAAGGAAUAUUUCAAAUAACGAUAAUACAAAUACACCAGAGGAAUCACUCACAACAGGAGAAUUCAAUGUAGAACGAAAAAUCAAAACCGUCUAUCCCUAUGAUUCACUCUUUGUUGAAAAUGAUAAUUUGAGAUUACAAGAAAAUGAACAAGAACAAACAUUUACCAUUUAUGAAGAGAGAAGAAAACAAGUUCGAGAAAAUCCAAGUAUUUUAUUGAAUGCACUUCGAAACACAAUGAUUGAUGGAAAUGAUGAUGGAAUGAUGUCCAUGAUGUUGAAUGGAUUACCCAUGAUGGAUCAAAUUCUUCAUAGCGGUAGUAGUAUCAAUGCUGGUGGUGGUUUGAGUAGUAGUGGUAGUAGUGGUAGUAGUGGUAGUAGUGGUAGUAGUAAUAGUGGAUGGAUUCCUCCAACAUCAUCAUCUUCUCAAGAUACUUCUCGAUUGUCCAUAUUGGCAAGAUUACAACAAUUCAUGCAAGCUCGAGAGGAUGAAUCCGUGGUGUACAGUGCAGAAGAGAGGAAUGCUACAUCUGCCUUGUCAGAUAUUUGGUCUAGACUGUCCAAUAUGUAUUUUCGAACACAGCUGGCUCAUGAGAGUAAUACGAGUAGUAGUAGUGGCAGUGGUAGUAGUAGUAGUAAUAUUCGCAGCAAUAGCAGUAGUGGUGGAACUAGCCUUCCCACAGCAUCCACACAACAACAAACACCAUUUUCUCAAACUCAGACACCACAACAAUUUUCACAACCAACAGCAAACACGUCAUUGGGGAUCAUUGGAUCAAGCAGUAGUAGUAGUGCAGUACCGCAACAGCAACACUCAUCACUUCCUUCAUUCUUUUUCAAUUCAACUGCUUAUACGAACUCUACUAACAUGCCACCUCAACGUCAAGCAUCUUCUUCCUCUCCACCCAACCACACACCUGUAAUUUCUCUGAUCGCUGAUGACGAAUCAAUGAUGCGACCACCACCUUCUCAACAACAAUCAAGGGUGUCAUCAUCUAUGAAUUCCAUGCAAAACAUCAUUUCCAUACCUGAUGACCACGAAGAAAUCUCACAUGUAACUACACAAAGAGAAACCAUAUUCAUCGAUUCAGAUGAUGAAGUUUUAUAA